Messenger RNA from Salvia splendens (bonfire salvia), 1463 nucleotides. Its product is annotated as leucine-rich repeat extensin-like protein 4. Gene Ontology annotation, molecular function: protein binding. The transcript is spliced from 2 exons. Bases 1 to 1263 code for a protein of 420 amino acids. The record is from RefSeq and is a predicted model, not a curated record. Lineage: Eukaryota; Viridiplantae; Streptophyta; Magnoliopsida; Lamiales; Lamiaceae.
AUGGUAAAAACACAAUCAUGUUGGCUGCCAUUUAGUGAUGAAAUAAACCUUCAUCAUCUAAAUCUAAUCACCCUAACCAAUCAAAAUGCCCUCAAACCCCCUCUCCAUGCCACACUAUUCCUCCUCCUUCUACUCCUCUCCACCACCUUAGCCAAGAACCACCACUCUCCGGCCGCCGGGCGCCACCCCCACCACGCCCCGAAAAACGCGACGGCCGUCCGGCUCCGCCAGGCCUAUGACGCUCUCCAGUCCUGGAAGCGCGUCAUCUACUCAGACCCGCGCCAGCUGACCUCCAACUGGCGCGGGCCAGACGUCUGUGCCUACCGCGGCGUCUACUGCGCCCCCCACCCCAACGACACCUCCAUCACCGCCACCGUCGCCGGCAUCGACCUCAACCACGGCGACCUCGCCGGAUUCCUACCCGAAUCCCUGGGCCUCCUCUCCGACCUCGCCCUCCUCCACCUCAACAGCAACCGCUUCUGCGGCAUCCUCCCCUCCUCCCUCGCCAACCUCUCCCUCCUCUUCGAGCUCGACCUCAGCAACAACCGCUUCGUCGGCCCCUUCCCCGCCGUCGUCCUCGCCCUCCCCUCCCUCCACUUUUUAGACCUCCGGUAUAACGAAUUCGAGGGCCCCGUGCCCCCCGAACUCUUCAACAACAACAAACUCGAUGCGAUAUUCAUCAACAACAACUGGCUGACCUCCGUGAUCCCGGCCUCCCUCGGCUCCUCCUCCGCCUCGGUUGUUGUCUUCGCCAACAACCGCUUCUCCGGCUGCCUCCCCCCGACGAUCGCCAAAUUCGCGGACACGCUAGAGGAGCUUCUUCUCAUCAACAGCAGCAUCUCCGGGUGCCUCCCGGUGGAGCUAGGGUUUCUGUACAAGCUCCGCGUUCUUGAUAUCAGCCAAAACGACAUCGUAGGGCCGAUUCCGUACAGCCUGGCGGGGCUGGCCCACCUGGAGCAGCUCAACCUGGGGCACAACCGGCUGAGCGGGACGGUGCCGGAGGGGAUAUGCGCGCUGCCGAAUUUGGCGAAUUUCACCUUCUCUUACAACUUUUUAUGUGAGGAAGAGGGGAUUUGUGGGAAUUUGACGGCGAGGGGGGUUGCUUACGAUGAUCGGAGGAAUUGCUUGCCGGAGAAGCCGCGGCAGCGGAGCGAGAAGGAGUGUGAGGCGGAGAAGCCGGUGGAGUGCUUCGAGGGGGAAUGUGGGGGGAGGGAGAUUCAUGAUGGUGUUAGUGUUUCUGCAACUUCGCCGCCGCCGAGUUGAGUUUUGCGGCGGUGGUGGCUGAGAACCAUCUGGAAACUUCCUCUGUGUAUAUAGUUUUAGUGUAGUGUGACUUAAUUUGUGUGAAAAUUGGAAGUGGAGUAGUUCUUUUUAUAAUGUUGUGUGAGUAAUUGUGGAUCUAUUUGUGUAGUGUUUACUUUGUUUAUGUGUGUGAUAAAUGAAUAAAAUUAUUGAUUGUAUGA